Agrilus planipennis (emerald ash borer) is the source of this 1104-nucleotide messenger RNA. Its product is annotated as carbonic anhydrase 15-like. Gene Ontology annotation, molecular function: zinc ion binding; carbonate dehydratase activity. Gene Ontology annotation, cellular component: cytoplasm. The transcript has 5 exons. Bases 55 to 957 code for a protein of 300 amino acids. NCBI's taxonomy places the organism in Eukaryota, Metazoa, Arthropoda, Insecta, Coleoptera, Buprestidae. The record is from RefSeq and is a predicted model, not a curated record.
UUCAUUUGGUUGUUACGUGCUGCAACAAGCAUAAAAAUAGUGUCACUUAUAGAGAUGGGCUCUACGUAUAUGCAAUUUGCCAUAAUUAUUCUAUUAACUGGACAGUUAACGAAUGGCCAUCACUGGGGAUACAGCAAAGAAGAACAGGCAAAAUGGAAGGAACAGUUCAAAUCGUGUGGAGGUCUUCGUCAAUCUCCAAUUAAUAUCCAUAAAGCCAUUGGCAAACGCAUGCGUGCAUUAAAACUUCGAAAUUACCGUGAUCCAUUACCGGGACCCCUAAUGCUGCAUAAUAACGGUCAUACAGUGGCUCUAGAAAUUGCCCAUCCUCCACGUAAUCAAUCCGUUCCUUAUGUAGUUGGAGGUUUGUUGACAAAAACGUACAAAUUUGAAUCUCUUCAUUUUCAUUGGGGCGAGAGGAGUGAUUUGGGAUCGGAGCAUACCUUCAGUGGCAAGAGAUAUCCGAUGGAAAUGCAUAUGGUACAUAGAAAUAAAAAUUAUCCCACUAUGGAAGAGGCAAUGAAGCAUGCUGAUGGGUUAACAGUUCUUGCCUUUUUUUAUAAGCUUCAUGAAGAUAAUAACAAACAGCUAGAUCAGCUGGUAAAACAUCUUCCCAGUGUAUACGUUCCUCACGCAAACAUAACCUUAACUGAAACGUUUGCACUAACAUCACUUAUACCCUCUCGCGAGAAUAUGCGGCGUUACUACAUCUACAAAGGAUCUCUUACAACACCGCCGUGUUCAGAAGCUGUCACAUGGAUUGUAUUUCCAAGUGCGAUGCCUGUAUCGGAAGUUCAAUUGAAUAAAUUUCGAAGCAUGUUCGGCCAUGACUCCCACACCAAAUUGACCAACAACUUCAGACAUGUACAAAAAACUGGUAGAAGAAAAGUUUUUGUCCGCAUACCUAGACGCAGAUCUUCAGAGAAGAAACAGAUCAUGGAACCAUCAGAACCGGUUUAACCAAAGAAUGGUGUAGGCUUCUUCAUAAAUAUCGUAUGCUUUUUAUGUGCAAUCAAGUGUAAAUCUCUGACGGAGGAUAUUACUUAUAUGUCAUAAAAGCUAUACUUAUACUGUAUUUUAUAUGUGGUAUAAAUAAACUGUUGAUUA